AUGAGGUUGGCUGCAUUACUUCUGUUUUUUGCAACUGUUUUUGCGAUUAGUCGUGUAGAUGGCUAUAUAGAGCAAGUGACCCAACAAAUCCAUCUCCUCCGGCCGUGCUGGCAUCUAGCUGUGGAAACAAACAACGUUCGCAAUUGGAAACUGGUGCCUGAGGAGUGUGAACAAUAUGUUGGCCAUUACAUGCUAGGCAAACAAUAUCGUAAAGAUUUCAAAAUUGUGGCAAACAACACGAUUGAAUAUGCCAAGAGCCUCACACUUGUUGGUGAUGGGAAGGAUAUUUGGAUCUUUGAUAUUGACAAAACUACGCUAUCUAAUUUGCCAUAUUAUGCUCGCUCUGAUGCAAUUUGGAUCCAAAUACUGAAUACCCACACUCGAGGAACAGGCCAACGUAGCUUACAGGCAAGUCGAUCAGAGCAAGGAUCAAAGAAAGACCUCUUUGACUUGUUGCCACAUCCAUUAUCUAGAUCCAAGCCAAGAAUAAGUGAGAGCAAGCUUAAGCCCUAA
This is a messenger RNA of Olea europaea var. sylvestris, 513 nucleotides long. Its product is annotated as vegetative storage protein 2-like. Bases 1 to 513 code for a protein of 170 amino acids. The transcript is spliced from 4 exons. NCBI's taxonomy places the organism in Eukaryota, Viridiplantae, Streptophyta, Magnoliopsida, Lamiales, Oleaceae. The record is from RefSeq and is a predicted model, not a curated record.